Molecule: messenger RNA, 717 nt
Organism: Triticum turgidum subsp. durum (durum wheat)
Lineage: Eukaryota; Viridiplantae; Streptophyta; Magnoliopsida; Poales; Poaceae
Source: the annotation of a GenBank genome assembly
AUGGGUCGGGGGAAGGUGGAGAUGAGGCGGAUCGAGAACAAGAUAAGCCGGCAGGUGACGUUCGCCAAGCGCCGGAAUGGGCUGCUCAAGAAGGCCUACGAGCUCUCGCUGCUCUGCGACGCCGAGGUCGCCCUCAUCAUCUUCUCCGGCCGCGGCCGCCUCUUCGAGUUCUCAAGCUCCUCAUGCAUGUACAAAACACUUGAGAGAUACCGUACCUGCAACUCCAACUCACAAGAAGCAGCACCUCCGCUAGAAAAUGAAAUUAAUUACCAGGAAUAUUUGAAGCUCAAGACCAGAGUUGAAUUUCUUCAAAGUUCACAAAGAAAUAUUCUUGGUGAGGAUCUGGGCCCACUUAGCAUGAAGGAGCUUGACCAGAUAGAGAACCAAAUAGAUGCAUCCCUCAAGCAUAUCAGGUCAAAAAAGAAUCAAGUAUUACUCGAUCAGCUGUUUGAACUGAAAAGUAAGGAGCAAGAAUUGCAGGAUGAAAACAAAGACUUGAGGAAGAAGUUGCAAGAUACCACCAGCAGCUGCGGAGAGAAUGCGGUCCAUAUGUCCUGGCAAGACGGAGGGCAGUCUAGCUCCAGAGUACUCCAACACCCGGAGCAUGAUACCUCCAUGCAAAUUGGGUAUCCUCAGGCCUACAUGGACCAGCUGAACAGCAGAGAUCACGUGGCUUCUGAACGCCCUGGUGGAGGAUCGUCUGCAGGGUGGAUAUGA